AUGUUUAUCUAUCCACGUUUAAUUUUCUGGUCUUUAAAUGCUUAAAGCUGGAAGGAGGGUUCUAUGGGCCUCGUAAAUGCAUUAAGCUGGACAAUGCUUGGCUAGGUUUGUGACGAUCUAGACUGACGAUAUACUUUGAUCUGUCAUCGCAAAGCACAGCUGCAGGGGCUGCAGUGAUGGCCCUUGUGAACUUGUCGUUCGCCGCCUGCGGUUUUCUGGGGAUCUACCAUCUUGGCGUUGUGGCUGCGCUGCUCAGACACGGAGACAAGCUGCUGGACUCUUUAAGAGCGUGUGCGGGGGCGUCGGCCGGAGCUUUGGUCGCCGCCGUAGUCGUCACAGCCCCUGACAAGCUGGAGCACUGUAAAGAAUUCACCUACCGGUUUGCCAACAAUGUCAGGAAACAAAAACUUGGUGCGCUGUCACCGGGAUAUGACUUCAUGCUCGAGCUGAGGGACGGGAUGGAAGAGAUCCUACCUCCUGAUGCACACCUGUUAGCCAACAAGUGCCUUCACGUUUCUAUAACCCACUUCAAGACGGGCAAGAACAGGAUGGUGUCCAGUUUCACCACCAGAGAAGACCUCAUUAAGGUCCUAUUGGCUAGCAGCUUUGUGCCUGUCUAUGCUGGAAUGAAGCCAGUGGAAUUCCAAGGCCAGAAAUGGAUAGAUGGCGGGUUCACGGAUGGGCUUCCUGUCCUUCCCACAGGACGUACAAUCACUGUAUCACCAUUCAGUGGCCCACAGGACAUCUGCCCACAUCAUCCCAUAGGCAGUGUGCAGCCACACAUCAGGCUGCCAAACAUGACCCUUAAAUUUUCUUGGGAUAACAUCAAACGCCUGGACCGCGCCCUCUUCCCGGCGCCCCUGCCCAGAAUGCAAGCCCUGCACGAGGAAGGUUUUGCGGACGCCGUGCGCUUUCUGAGGACGGGCGGAUGGAUGCGGUAGCAAGACUCGGGUCAUCAUCCUUUAGUGUCUUUAAUUUGCUAUGAAUUUUAACUGUAUAUUUGAUGUAACGCUUUGGCUUGCCAAAAGAAUUUUAGGUGGAGUUUUUCAAAAUGGUUGUUGGACUACAUUUUCACUCUUCACUGAAUACAAUCCAAGAUGUAACUAAAUGAUAUCAUUUAAAAUAUCACAAACAUUGCUGCUGUAUACUGUCUCUUUUCCUAAAUAUCGUCUUUAAAUAAAACAUGUUACCCUGACAUUA
Messenger RNA from Electrophorus electricus (electric eel), 1200 nucleotides. The record is from RefSeq and is a predicted model, not a curated record. Lineage: Eukaryota; Metazoa; Chordata; Actinopteri; Gymnotiformes; Gymnotidae.